UCCACUUCUAAUAGGUACCAAACUUUCAACAUUCCACUUAAACAUCUUGAUGACAAUAAUGGCUUCUACAAUGCUUGCAACUUUCCCUGGCUCUACUGCCAGCUAUACUACCUCCCACCUGAACAAGGACUCGGCUCCGUUAUUGGUCGAAGAGGACAACUAUACGUUUGAGCAGCUUGUACAUGAUCUGAGAAGCUACCUGGGUAGCUCUCGUGGCAUUGAUGGUGAAAAUGUUGACCACAAGGUUCUGAUUGCUUUCAUGUCCAAGUACGCUUCCAACUCUAAAGACUGGUCACGGUUCGCACGCAACGACGUGAGCAAGAACUAUACUCGCAACUUGGUGGAGGAUAUCAAUGGCCGUGCCAACCUGUUGGUUCUGGUCUGGAACCCUCAAAAAGGCUCGCCCAUCCAUGAUCACGCCGAUGCGCACUGCAUCAUGAAGAUCCUUGGGGGAGAACUGAAUGAAGUGAUAUACGACACGCCAGACCCCGAACGGGGCCAUGAUGCCCCUUUGACGGUCAAGCAAGAGACAACGUACAAGACCGACGAAGUUGCGUAUAUCUGUGACCAGAUCGGACUGCAUAGGGUCAUGAACCCACAGAAAGGUCAAGUUGCUGUUUCUUUGCACUUGUAUACGCCGCCUAACGCUGCGGACUUUGGGUACAACAUCUAUGAUCGCGACACUGGACGGAGCAGCCAUGUUUAUCAGGCAUCUUAAUCGAGUAGAAGGGAAUUUGGACAAGGACAGACGAGUGCAGGACACUCGCUAUGAUUCAUGACUAGCGUUGAUUAACCUGUAUGCAUUUAGACUGGGAUUUGGCGGACCUGGAAUUUGAGAUCCCAGAGACUGUUACUGUUGGCAUAUUUGUAUCACAGCGAUCUGGAUCAGUCUGAGGCGAAUAAGCC
Aspergillus costaricaensis CBS 115574 is the source of this 906-nucleotide messenger RNA. RefSeq names its product putative cysteine dioxygenase. NCBI's taxonomy places the organism in Eukaryota, Fungi, Ascomycota, Eurotiomycetes, Eurotiales, Aspergillaceae. Gene Ontology annotation, molecular function: cysteine dioxygenase activity; ferrous iron binding. The transcript is spliced from 3 exons. The record is from RefSeq and is a predicted model, not a curated record. The coding region runs from base 59 to 718 and encodes 219 amino acids. Gene Ontology annotation, biological process: L-cysteine catabolic process.